AUGUCUUUCCUACACUUAUUUAGAAGGGGUAUGGCUACCACUGCGAUUCCUCAGACAGUUAAAACCGGUUUGUUGCUGUCUAGAAUUCCAAUUGUGACACAAGAGUUGACGACAUUAGAGAAACAAUACUAUGAAUAUCAAAGUGAGUUAGAACGUCGUUUAAUGUGGACAUUCCCUCAAUAUUUCUAUUUCAAGAGGGGUACUCUGGCCGAGCGUCGAUUUCUUGCAGCUCAAAAAGGUCCAAUAAGUAAGCAACCUGGCGUGUGGUUUCCAAAAGGUGUGCCAGAUAUUAAACACAACAGAGAGAGGAGCCAGAAACAGGACGUUCGUUUGGCGAAAGAAUCAGUCUCGUCAUCUUCUUCAGAUGCGAUGGACGCCGAAGAUGUUUCAAGACCUAUAGUAGUCAAUUCGAGAAUAACAGAGGCAGAUCGCACAGGCGACUUAAACAGCCUUGAAAGAAAACUGAGCAGAACAUUGUAUCUGCUUGUAAAACAUACGAAGGGCGAUUGGAUGUUUCCGGCGUUUCCAGUCUCGUUGGAACAGGGUUCCAAAAAGCCAUUGCAUAUUACCGCUGAGGAAGGAUUGAGAGCUCUAGGUGGUCAGAAUAUAAAUACCUGGACAGUGUCAAACACUCCAGCGGGCGUUCUACAAAAUGGAGAUACAGCAGAAUUUUUGAUCAAGUCACAUAUAGUGGCGGGAAAGUUUGAGUUGCAGAAGGGAAGUGAAUAUGACGGCUACGCGUGGCUCACCAAAGAUGAAAUCAAGGACCAUCUAGACGAAGCACAUUAUAAGGAGGUAGAUUUUCUAUUAUCAGACGUCUGA
Messenger RNA from Lachancea fermentati, 822 nucleotides. NCBI's taxonomy places the organism in Eukaryota, Fungi, Ascomycota, Saccharomycetes, Saccharomycetales, Saccharomycetaceae. The record is from the annotation of a GenBank genome assembly.